This is a messenger RNA of Lentinula edodes (shiitake mushroom), 159 nucleotides long. RefSeq lists its product as uncharacterized. The record is from RefSeq and is a predicted model, not a curated record. The annotation marks the transcript as partial. Gene Ontology annotation, molecular function: protein binding. The transcript has a single exon. Lineage: Eukaryota; Fungi; Basidiomycota; Agaricomycetes; Agaricales; Omphalotaceae.
AACCGAGCAGCCGUGCGAUGCACAUUUGUUCCGAAUCUACCAGAUGAACUGACAGUUCUGAACGGAGAGGUGCUGAACGUUUUGCAAGAGUAUGAUGAUGGGUGGGUAUUUUGUUCGAAUGGUAAGGGAGAGACGGGCAUGGUUCCAUUAGAAUGCUUA